AUGGAUCAUAAAUCCUUCAUGGGAGCCGCUCAGAUCCUAUUGGACGAUCUGGACCUGUCCCAAAUGGUGAUUGGCUGGUUUAAACUGUUUCCUGCCACAUCAUUGGUGGACGCCGCCUUGGCCCCGCUGACCAAUAAGGAGACAGAGGGAAAGGGCGGCGCUGUUCGCCUCCGCCGCUUCGCUCUCCUCGACGCGGAACUGUCCGUGUGUCCCUCCGCGGGCCCUGGAUGUGUCCGCUGCGGCCUCUCCGGCUCUCGUUGUCCGCAGAAUAAAAGCAGCGAGAUGCGCGCGUGUGUGCACCUGCUGCGGGUGACGGUCCACGAGCGGAUCCUCGCGGCUGCCGAAGACGUUCUGCUGCGGCUGGAGAAAGGAGAUGAAGAAGAAGAAGGAGAAGAAGACAGGCCGCAGCUGAGAGCGCUGCUCACCGAGCGGCUCGCGGCGGCCGCGGAGGAGAUCAUCGCCCUGCUGGAGGAGACCGUGGCGGGGUACGAAGACAGAGCUGCGCGCUCCGAGCAGGAGAUCUCCCGCCAGAGGAGGCUGCUCCAGGCCGUGCUGGAGCCGGAGAGUCUCUGCAGAAGAAGAGAGGACCCCCAGAGUCUCUGCAGAAGAAGAGAGGACCCCCAGAGUUUCUGCAGAAGAAGAGAGGACUCCCAGAGUCUCUGCAGAAGAAGAGAGGACCCCCAGAGUCUCUGCAGAAGAAGAGCGGACCCCCAGAGCCUCUUGUCGGCUCUGAAGAAAACGCGUCUGAAGCCCAACAUGGCGACAACGACGCGUCCUGCCCGGCGAAGCCCCCCCCCCCCCCCAGCUGACUCUCCCCCCGCCUCCCCGAGCAGCGACAGUGACCACGACGACGACUGGACCAAUCAGAGCCGGGCUGCCACGCCUCAGAAGAGGAGGAAGAGAGGACGCCCGCCGCUCGCCAUCGCACGGGACAAACAGUUUCUGCAGAAGAAGAGAGGGCGCCCUCCGCUCGCCGUCACACGGGACCAUCAGAACGAGCGUAGACGAUCGCGAUCGGCGCCGCCGCAGAGCUUCAGCUGCCAAGUGUGUCAGCGCUCGCUGCCGGGGAAAGGCUUCCUGCUGCGACACGUCCUGCAGGCCUGCGCCGGGGACUCGGCCGGCGCCCGCUGCGGCUUCUGCGGCGAGCGCCUGAGCUCGGCGACCGAACUGGCGGCUCACCUGCAGACGCACCGCGACGGCUGCCGGACCUGCCCGUUCUGCGGCAAGCGCUUCGGCUCCAUCCUGGCGCGGGAGCUGCACGAGCGCCGCCACACGGGAGAGAAACCCUACAGCUGCGACGUCUGCGGGAGGACCUUCAGCCAGAAGGGAAACCUGGCGUCUCACGCCCGCGUGCACGCCGCCGAGAAGCCGUUCACGUGCACGGAGUGCGGCCGCGGCUUCUGCCACCGCACCUCGCUGGAGCGCCACGCGCGAGCGCACGCCGGCGGCGGCGGCGGCCGGGACGUGCACGCCUGCGGCGUCUGCGGCGAGGAGUUCGGUCAGCGGCGCGGCCUGCGGAGACACGCCGCCACGCAUCGGCAGGAGGCCGCCGCCACGGGCGCCGCCGGCACGCCGCAGAGACUCCGGCGCUGCAGAGUCUGCGGAGACGCCCACAGGACCAGGAGCGCCCUGCUGAAACACGCCGAGACACACCUACAGGACACUGACUCCGGUCUCCUCUGCGGUCUCUGUGGUCAUCAGUACGAGUCGGCCGGGGCCCUCUCCUCCCACCUCCUGUCCCACCACGGCGAGCUCGCCAACACGUGUCACGUGUGCGGUAAGAGCUUCCCGGCGGCCGCGGCGCUGCUGAUGCACCUGCGCGUCCACAGCGGCGAGAAGCCGUUCGGCUGCGGCGUCUGCGGCAAACGCUUCAACCAGAGCGGGAACCUGAAGACGCACGCCAAGAUCCACAGCGGCGAGAAGCCGUUCGGCUGCGAAGUCUGCGGCAAACGCUUCACGCAGAAACAGACGCUGCGCACGCACGAACGCUUCCACAAGAAGGAGCGCCGCUUCCUGUGUCAGGUGACCACUGUGGUGGAAGCUCUCCUUGAAGCAGCAGCGUUG
This is a messenger RNA of Perca flavescens (yellow perch), 2064 nucleotides long. Its product is annotated as zinc finger protein 250-like. Gene Ontology annotation, cellular component: nucleoplasm. The transcript is spliced from 5 exons. Gene Ontology annotation, molecular function: RNA polymerase II cis-regulatory region sequence-specific DNA binding; DNA-binding transcription repressor activity, RNA polymerase II-specific. The annotation marks the transcript as partial. Gene Ontology annotation, biological process: negative regulation of transcription by RNA polymerase II; regulation of cytokine production; regulation of immune system process. Lineage: Eukaryota; Metazoa; Chordata; Actinopteri; Perciformes; Percidae. The record is from RefSeq and is a predicted model, not a curated record.